Messenger RNA from Diachasma alloeum, 642 nucleotides. RefSeq lists its product as uncharacterized. The coding region runs from base 171 to 485 and encodes 104 amino acids. The record is from RefSeq and is a predicted model, not a curated record. NCBI's taxonomy places the organism in Eukaryota, Metazoa, Arthropoda, Insecta, Hymenoptera, Braconidae. The transcript is spliced from 4 exons.
CCCCUCAAAUAACAGUAAUUCUUCAUCUAAACAGAUACGACUUUAUCAUUUCGUCAUGAAUUUCUACUUGAAUCCAUUUCGUAUUCGUCUAAUGCGCAUUUCAAAGUAAAGUUAUUCUAAGUGUUCAAACUUUUUCACAGAAAGAAAUUCGUAUUACGGCUGACAUUGAGAUGCCAUCCACUUCUACGAAAAAGUCAGUGAAUGGGGGUGAAAAAAUCCAGAAGGAGAAAAUAAGUAAAUUACAAAGUCAGCAGUUCCAUGCUUCUGCGAACCCAAAGUGGGAUGCCAUACAAGUAGUCGAAUCGGUCAACAUCGACAAUCCCACUACACAGUGUGGAGAACAAAAAUUGCCUACGACGAUACCUGAUCCCACCUCACUGGAAGAUCAUGAUAGAGGCCGAAAACAAAAAAAAACAAAAAGAAGUCGAAGCGUUACACCCGUGAGAAAGUAUCUACGAGCCAAGAUGAAACAUUACACAAAUUGAACACUCUACACCAACAAAUUAAUCACUUGAAGGAUGAAUCUUAUAACUCAUUCCGGAAAGAAUUGAAGGUAUUAAAAAAACAGAUCGACAAAAUGAAGGAUUCGUUUGAGGAGUUUAAAACAUUUGUGUCCACCCAACUCAAUACUUUGAUAGACUC